AUGAUCAACAGGGUCAUUGAGCGCAUGGAGGGGAAGCAGGCUCACGAGUUGAUCUCGGAGGGAUUCGGAAAGUUCGCCGCCUGCGGCGGUGGCGGUGGUGGCGGCGGUGGUGGAGGCCACUGGUUCAGCUGUCUAGUGCUUAGUAGGGAAUGGUGA
Symbiodinium sp. CCMP2456 is the source of this 156-nucleotide messenger RNA. The record is from the annotation of a GenBank genome assembly. NCBI's taxonomy places the organism in Eukaryota, Dinophyceae, Suessiales, Symbiodiniaceae.